GCGGCGCUGACCCGGCGGAGCGGAGCGGAGCGGCCCCCGGCCAUGGGCAGCGUCGGCCCCCGCCCGCCCCGAGGCCACCGGCAGAUGUGCUGAUGUCUGCUCCUUGCAAAGACUUGACCCACCUGAGGUUGGCAGAUGCACAGAUGUGACCGUGAAUCACCAGUAAAAGUAGAAUGAGUGAGAGAGAUAUACAGAGCCUGAGCAAAUGGGUUUUCGUGCUCAGCCUCUGCCUCACCACGCUGUGGGGACGACUGACGCUGGCCUCCACGCAUCAGCACAGAAGCCAUUCAGUGCACGUGGAGCCCGGCACGUGCGAGGUGAUUGCAGCUCACCGGUGCUGCAACAAGAACAAGAUCGAGGAGCGCUCCCAGACGGUGAAGUGCUCCUGCUUCCCAGGGCAGGUGGCAGGGACAACACGGGCAGCUCCCUCCUGCGUGGAUGCCUCCAUCGUGCUGCAGAAGUGGUGGUGCCAGAUGGAGCCGUGUCUGCACGGGGAGGAAUGCAAAGUGCUGCCUGACCUGUCGGGAUGGAGCUGCAGCAGUGGCAACAAAGUGAAGACGACCAAGGUCACUCGAUAGACCCCGUGCAGCGCGGCACGGGCUGAGCAGCCUUGCCGUGGGUCUGGUGCUCCCGUGGGCAGCAGGAUGCGGCCCUGCAGAGGCGGGUGCUGCAGGGCUGCCAGGCUGCGCCCACCAGCAGGACUGUGGCAGCUGCUGGAUCAGAGCAUCCUCUGCGCCCCAGCUUCCCUGGCGGCUGCAGGAGGGGUCCCAGCACAGUGCCAGCAUCCCGUCACUCCACGGUUUCCUCCUUUUCUGGGGACACCUUCACCAACCAAGAAACGGGCUCGUUUUCUAACCCUCCUAAAUAAAAUACUCCCACUAUGUAAGAGCUGUUGACAAUGCAGAGACAGGCAGGCAGCAGGCCCCCAAAGUGGGCUUUAGUCUGAAUAGCUGAAAUCAUUGCUGUGAGUCGCCUUUCCCCCCGAGAUGCUGAAUCCAGGUUGCAUUGGAAUCGGGAAAUCAGUGGUUAUGUGAAACCCUUCCCCACGUGGCUCCUAGCCCUGGGGUUCCUAGGAGCAGCUGCUGAGCUCCAGCCUGACCCUGGGUCACU
This is a messenger RNA of Melozone crissalis (California towhee), 1110 nucleotides long. RefSeq names its product TAFA chemokine like family member 3 (gene TAFA3). NCBI's taxonomy places the organism in Eukaryota, Metazoa, Chordata, Aves, Passeriformes, Passerellidae. Bases 174 to 578 code for a protein of 134 amino acids. The transcript is spliced from 6 exons. Gene Ontology annotation, molecular function: receptor ligand activity. The record is from RefSeq and is a predicted model, not a curated record.